AGAUAUAAACCAUGUUGCGGCAAGUGCUAUUAUUCGCAGUCUUCCUACAGACGGGCAAAAAUGUUUUGGUCCACUCCGCAAAACAGCAAGUCCAGCUCUCAGACUCGUAUCUGCCCGUCGCGAUGCAGAUCAUUGCACAUCUAACGGACCAGAUGUCGUUCGAGGUCAAGGACGACGUCCCCCAGAAACCCCCAUCCACCACCCCCAAACCGCUCGAUCUCACCACAAAACACCACAAACCGGGCUUAUACUCCCCGUCAUCACCGCCCAAACCUUCCGACCGGCUGCACCAAAAAACCGAACCAUUCGUGCUUCUACCAGUCGAGCAACACUCCCAAUACACGCUAAUACAGCCCCAAGAGACGAACACAGAAGAAACAUUAUUGUCUGCACACAACGAGCAGGUCAAACCCAUCAUGGAGCCAGCGCCUAGUGACCCUCACUUGCUCCCACCUUAUGAUGAUCUCAAAGUAUCUAGUCGGUCUGGUGAUGAUGAUAUCGAUGAAGAAAACUUGCAGUAUCUAUCACCGAACGUGAGAGAUAUGAUCAGGAUGGCCAGGGAUCCAGAUGAUGAUAGGGUUGUGGAUAUCUGGGAAGGUUUAAGGGCCAACCCAGCUGAACCUUCCUCGAAGGGAAAACUCUCGUCGUCCAAUUUGAGACUCUUGCUUCUAUAUGAUCUAUUGAGCCGGGAUGCGAAGAGACAACGACUGUCGGAUUAUAGCGGUUUCUCCCCCGAUGUGAUGAAGACGCUAGUAGAAUCGUCGAGCGGCGGCGCGCGCGCACAGCUCAAAAUGGCGCUCUCUAAGAUGGUGGAACGUCACGACUGCGGGCACGACUACGCUAACAAUAGAGCCAAGGAAAUGGUCGCUGAAUUGGCCAAGGACGACUCCACAUUGUCAUCAGAACUGAGAUAUUUGCAACCCCUCGUGUACAAGUAUUAGGUUGUGACGGCGAUCGUGGACUGGCGUGUAUUUAAACCCAUAUACAUGACUUACUUUUAAGCUAUAACAUAGUAAAAGUACAACUUACAACUAUAACAAUA
Molecule: messenger RNA, 1042 nt
Organism: Zerene cesonia (dogface butterfly)
Lineage: Eukaryota; Metazoa; Arthropoda; Insecta; Lepidoptera; Pieridae
Gene: ImpE3
Exons: 4
Coding region: 12-941 (309 amino acids)
Source: RefSeq, a predicted model, not a curated record